Molecule: messenger RNA, 2071 nt
Organism: Phragmites australis (common reed)
Lineage: Eukaryota; Viridiplantae; Streptophyta; Magnoliopsida; Poales; Poaceae
Product: beclin-1-like protein
Exons: 10
Coding region: 240-1748 (502 amino acids)
Biological process (GO): cellular response to nitrogen starvation; late endosome to vacuole transport; autophagy
Cellular component (GO): phagophore assembly site; phosphatidylinositol 3-kinase complex, class III, type I; phosphatidylinositol 3-kinase complex, class III, type II
Source: RefSeq, a predicted model, not a curated record
CGGUGGUACGGUCGGUUAAACGCUGCUCCGCGAACCCCACCUCUUUGGACCGCCGAGCGGCAUGGCCAUGGCAGGCGGGCGCCUCCUCUGAUCCCCCUAAUCCCUCGCCGAGGGCGAACCUACAAUCAGCGGAGGACGCACCCCACAGCGCCGCCCCCCCCCCCCCCCCGGUCUCGGCCGCUCGAUUCAUCGAAGCUGCGAGGAGUCCGCCCAGCGGGAGCAGCAGUGUCCACGGCGACAUGAAGCCCCCCACCGGUGGCAGCGGCAAGGGCAGCGCGGUGGACCCGUCGCUGCCGCGGUUCAAGUGCCAGGAGUGCCGCCGCGCGCUCGUCGUCGUUGGAGUCGAGUCCUACGCCGAUAGGCUGCCCUCCCACGCCGCCUCCGGUAUGCACGCAUCUCCUGUUCAGGGCAGUAUUAUGGGCGCAAGCAGGAUGGACAAUUCUUAUGUCGUGCUAUCUAGGCAAAACAGAUCUCAGGGUCCUGGAGUUCCCCCACGUCCACCAAGUGCAGCAGCCCCACAUAUUGAACCCAACCAAUCUACAAGAGCAAUAGAGGGGUCAUAUAUAAUGCUUCCACCUCCUGCUGCUUCCAUAUAUAAGACAUCUGCCUCUGAAGGAGGUGGUGCACAGCUGCCACCACCAAGUGUAAACUCCAGUAGCCCUUUGCCAGGAAAUAAUUCUGGAUUUCACUCUAGUGUCACUGUAUUAAAAAGGGCUUUUGAGAUUGCUAGUUCACAGACUCAGGUUGAGCAGCCACUUUGCCUGGAAUGUAUGAGUGUUCUUUUUGAUAAGAUGGAUAGGGAGAUUGAAGAUGUUAAUGCUGAUAUUAAAGCUUAUGAGGCUUGUCUUCAACGUUUGGAACAGGAAUCCUACAACAUCCUCAGUGAAGCAGAUUUUCAGGAGAAACAAAAGAUCGAGGAAGAAGAAAAGAAACUUAAAGCUGCUAUUGAAGAAGCUGAAAAGCUAUAUUCCGAAGUUAGUUCCGAGAUGAAAGAUCUUGAAAUAAAGUCUAAACAAUUUGAGGAAUUGGAAGAACGGUAUUGGCAUGAAUUCAACAGCUUUCAGUUUCAGUUGACAUCUCACCAGGAAGAAAGAGAUGCAGUUUUUGCCAAGAUAGAAGUUUCUCAGGUUCAUCUGGAACUUUUAAAGCGUACAAACGUACUCAAUGAUGCAUUUUAUAUUUCACAUAAUGGAUUAAUUGGAACAGUAAACAACUUUCGUCUCGGGCAUCUUUCCAGUGUAGAGAAUGUACAGGUUGAGUGGGAUGAGAUAAAUGCUGCAUGGGGUCAAGCUGCACUUCUAUUGCAUACCAUGGCUCAGUAUUUCUCUCCGAAAUUUAAAUACCGGAUCAAGAUUCACCCUAUGGGAAGCUAUCCAAGAGUCACGGACAUCAACAAUAACACAUAUGAAUUGUUUGGUCCUGUGAAUUUGUUCUGGAGCACCCGAUUUGACAAAGCCAUGACAUGGUUUCUGACUUGCCUGCAAGAGUUUGCUGAGUUUGCCAUAAGUUUGGAUAAAGAGAACAAUGUUCCACCUGAGAAGUCAUUGAAGCUCCCCUAUAAGAUUGAUGGUGACAAAGUAGGGAGCCAUACAAUCGUCCUAAGUUUUAAUAAGAACGAGAACUGGACGAAGGCACUAAAGUACAUGCUGUGCAAUCUGAAAUGGGUCCUCUACUGGUUUAUCGGCAAUACAAGUUUUGCACCACUCUCUGGAUCAUUGCAUACACAAUCUCCGAAGAACAAGAGCUGAUGUUGUGUUUGCCAAAAUUGUACAUAGCUUGAUAGAUGCCAAGUUACUGAGCCUAGAAGCUGACUGUGACAGUAAUUCCUGUGCAUAACCGUAGUAACAGCAACGACACAUUUGAUGUAAAUAAGUAGCACACGUAGUUUAACUGUAUUUGCGUGUUGCUUGCAACCCGCCGUUGUUCUGUGUGUGUCCUUGUUAUGCGAGCUCCAUUUGCGUAGGCAAAAUGGAACGACAAUAAAUUUGUACUAAUAUGCUGUAUUCCUCCGUUAAGCCCUUACAUUCUUCAAAACAUCACUGUUCUUGUUGUGAAAUUAGCUAUUCUCAUA